Cyphellophora europaea CBS 101466 is the source of this 2403-nucleotide messenger RNA. RefSeq lists its product as uncharacterized. Gene Ontology annotation, cellular component: AP-3 adaptor complex; membrane coat. Lineage: Eukaryota; Fungi; Ascomycota; Eurotiomycetes; Chaetothyriales; Cyphellophoraceae. Gene Ontology annotation, biological process: intracellular protein transport; vesicle-mediated transport. The transcript has a single exon. The coding region runs from base 1 to 2403 and encodes 800 amino acids. The record is from RefSeq and is a predicted model, not a curated record.
AUGGACUCCUCCUGGCUUCAACAUGCUGACCCCACAUUCACAGCUCGUGAUUUAACCCUUGAAGCAGCCCAAGCAGUCGGUAUUGGAAGGGCGGUUAAUACCGGUGGUCCUUCUAAGGGUAUCCCCUUCGCAAAGCUGAAGGCUCUGCUCGACAGCCGCAGUGACCGUGACAUUCUCGAUGGCUUGAGGAGGGUUAUUGCUCUCAUCUACCAGAACAAGCCAGGCCUGCCGUACUUUUCGUCAGUGGUUAAAAAUGUCGCCAAUCCGAACAUCGAAGUCAAGAAGCUCGUCUACAUCUAUUUGCUUCACUAUGCCGAGUCAGACCCAGAUCUGGCGCUCCUUUCAGUCAAUGCCAUCCAGAAAUCACUCACCGACACCAACCCGCAGGUGCGAGCCUUGGCGUUGCGGACCAUGUCGGGCAUGAGGGUGCCUGUGAUUAGCCAGAUUGUCUCCCUGGCCAUCAAACGGGGAGUCAGCGAUAUGAGUCCUCACGUUCGCAAAGCCGCAGCAUUGGCCAUCCCAAAGUGCUACAAUUUGGACCCAAACUCGCUACCACAGCUACACGACUGCCUCCAGACUCUCCUUGGAGACAAGCAGUAUUUUGUUGUGGGUCCUGCCGUCCAAGCCUUCCUCGAAAUAUGCCCGGAACGCAUUGAUCUGAUUCACAAGCACUAUCGUGGCCUGGUGCGAAAGCUGGUCGACAUGGAUGAAUGGAGUCAGCUCGCAACGCUCAAACUCCUCGCCAAUUAUUGUCGGCGCUGCUUUCCGGUCAAGACGCAGAAGAUCACCAAGACUACGAAGAAAGGCUUUUAUGAGGAUGAGCCGGAUGAGACAGAAGAGACGGAUGAAGUAGUCCGGAUCCUGGAUUCCGAUUUUGAGAGCUUCCUCAAAGCCUGUCGAAACCUGCUGCAAUCCCGAAGCGCGGCCGUUCUUACUUCGGUGGCAGCGAUCUUCUUGCAUCUUGGUACACCUGAGUACCUUGCAUCUGUUGUCGGGCCAUUGGUUGCUUUGCUCCGAUCAGGUCCGGAAACGGCGGAGAUUGCACUCUACAACAUCGUCGCUAUUGCACUCGAGCAACCAAAACUGUUAGUGCCCUACAGCUCUCAUUUUCUGAUCUCAGGCAGCGACAGUCCGACUACAUGGAAGCUCAAGAUUGAAAUGCUCACACUAAUAUUCCCGUACGCCGCUCUCAACUUGCAGUCGCUCAUCUUGAACGAGCUCGAGCACUUUUGCCACUCGUCGUCGAUAGACCUUGUGCGCGAGUCCGUGCAAGCCAUUGGCCGGUGUGCUCAAUCUUCGCCCGAUAGCUCAGCACGAUGUUUUCGUGUGCUUCUGAAUCAGAUAUCAAGUUUUGACAACUUGUUGGUGUCCGAGGUACUAACUGUUAUGCGCCACCUCAUGCAGCGAGAUCCAGCAUCUCACCACAAGACCAUAGUACGGCUAGCUCGAAACCUGGAUCGAACCACCAGUCCACAGGCGAGGGCCACAAUCGUUUGGCUCGUUGGUGAAUUUGCCAUUCUCGAUGAUCAGAAAGAUGGCGGUUCCGGUAGAACUGGAAUAGCCCCUGAUGUUUUGCGGAUUCUAACAAAGAAUUUCUGCGGUGAAAGUGAAGAAGUGAAGGCACAGAUCGUGCUCCUGGCCGCCAAAUGCUACCUGUUAUAUCUCCAGGAGCAGAGUCAAGGCGAUACUGCCCGGGUUAAUGGCGACAAGGAUGGGACACGAGAUGAUGCGGAGAAGGAGGCUCAGGGCAUCAGCAAGGAUGAUGCUCUCCCCAAAUUAUGGGAUUACGUGCUCUUACUUGCACGGUACGACACAUCCUACGAUCUUCGAGAUCGAGCAAGAUUAUUCAAGAAUCUGCUGGUGGAGCCGAAGUCGACUCAGCUUGCGAGCCUACUUCUACUUGCACCGAAGCCGGUCCCCCAUUCACCGUCACCCUCCGAGAGUCGGAAGGGUGUCAUGAUUGGAACUACCACGUUGGUACUAGGAAAGGAUGCCGCCGGCCUACACGGCAUCCCAGGAUACGAAGAACUGCCUGCUUGGGUAGAGGAAGGGCAGGAACCAAACCCUCAACUGAGAGAGGGGGAAAUUGUCGCUGCUGGUGGCGAUGCCAGGGCGGCAGUCACAGCUAGCAGCAGGCUUGAUGAGGCUGUGAAAGAACAAGGGCUUGAGAGAGUUGUCGCAUCCGGAGCCAGGACAAAAGGUCUCGCCGGCGCCGCGAAGGCAAAGAACCUGGACGACUGGCUAGCUGAGAGCGAUGAGGAAGAAGCAUCGGAGUCUGAAGAAGAAACGGUUAGUGAGGUCGAGACCGAAUCCGAGGAGGAAGACGAUGAAAGCGAAGAAGAAAGCGAGGACAGCGACGACGAGGGGGAUCAGGCGCAGAGAAAAGGGCUCAUGAGCGGAUAA